Trypanosoma rangeli is the source of this 819-nucleotide messenger RNA. RefSeq names its product ubiquitin-activating enzyme. Gene Ontology annotation, molecular function: tRNA threonylcarbamoyladenosine dehydratase activity; ubiquitin-like modifier activating enzyme activity. The coding region runs from base 1 to 819 and encodes 272 amino acids. The record is from RefSeq and is a predicted model, not a curated record. NCBI's taxonomy places the organism in Eukaryota, Euglenozoa, Kinetoplastea, Trypanosomatida, Trypanosomatidae. The transcript has a single exon. Gene Ontology annotation, biological process: cyclic threonylcarbamoyladenosine biosynthetic process.
AUGCUGAACGCGGCUAUUUAUGAGCGGACGCAAAUUUUGGUUGGGGACGAAGGGGUGCGGAAGCUGCAGGGGGUCAACGUCUUUCUUGCAGGCGUGGGCGGCGUGGGCGGCCACUGUGCCGAGGCGCUGGUGCGGGCCGGGAUAGGGCGCAUCACUGUUUGCGACCAUGACGUUGUCUCUGCCACCAACAAAAACCGACAGCUUGUGGCGCUUGACAGCACCAUCGGUAAGUGCAAAGUGGAGGUGCUGGCGCAACGCCUGCAGGACAUCAACGCCCACUGCCGCGUGACAGCCCUAGACGCGCUGCUUCUUCGAGAGGACAUGGAGGACAUCUUGACGCGGCAGCGCUACGACUACGUGGUGGACUGCAUUGAUAGCGUGGAAUGCAAGGUGGCCCUCCUUGCGACAUCCGUGCGGCUCGGGAUUCAGACUUUUGCCUCUUGUGGCGCAGGCGGUCGUCUUGACCCUUCACUCGUCUCCGUUGGUGACCUAUUUGAGACGGAGAACGACGCCCUGGCCCGCUGCUGCCGCACGGAGCUAAGAAAGCGUGGCAUUGGACCCGGCAACGUUGUCGUUGUGCAUAGUAAAGAAAAGGGUGUGCGACCGCUGGAGCCGCAGCGGCAGGAGUCCGGUGGGCGAGACCGCGCCUUAAACGGAACAAUCAGUUACAUGCCGCCGCUCUUUGGUCUGCUGCUCUCCGCCGCGGUGGUUCGACACGCGCUGGAUCCGGCGAGGGCACAGCAGGAAGCGAAGCGUCGUCUGAAGCGGGCGAAGAAGGAGGACACACGACGGGGGAAGAAGCUGCGUCCGGGGCUGUGA